AUGGCUGAAGAAGACACCAUCUUUUCCAAAGAAGAGGUCGCUCCCUUUUUCCAAAAGUAUGCUGCAGUUUCUGCAAACAGAAAAUGUUUUGACUGCGGUACAUCUAAUCCUACAUGGUCUUCUACAACUUUUGGUAUCCUCAUCUGUUACGACUGCUCAUCCGUUCAUCGCAACCUCGGUGUCCAUUUGUCGUUUGUACGCUCCAUCUCACUUGACGACUGGUCGUCUUCUAAGCUCCGCACCAUGCGUGUUGGUGGUAACCAGGCCGCACGGGAAUUUUUUGCCAAGAAUGGCGGUUCUCGCUUUUUGACUUCUGGUGCUAAUGCCACGGAAAAAUACUCGUCACCUUGUGCGGAAAAGUACAAGAAGGAACUCCAACGCCGUGUUGUUCUCGAUAUUGCUAAAAACCCUGGUGAUGAGGCUCUUCUUUUUGAAAAUAUCAAGCUCGACGAUUCUCCCUCGCAAUCAUCUACACAAUCUGCCACCGCUGAUGAUGACGAUGACUUCUUUUCCAGCUGGGAAAAGAAGAAACCCACCCCUCCAGUCUCGCGCUCGCAAACUCCGAUAUCGCGUACAAACUCUCCCUUGGCAGACUCUUCCUCUGCAUUACCCACCAAGGCCAAUGGUGCCUCUACUGCACAACCCACUCGCGUGAUACCCUCUAGUAAGCCCAAGGCUUCCAUUCUCUCAUCAAGAAAGACAAACUCAAUUCUUUCAUCUAAGUCUAGUUCCGGUGCAAAAAAGCUUGCAGUCAAGAAAAUUGCUACCAGUGACAUUGACUUUGAGGCCGCCGAACGUGAAGCCAAGGAAGAAGAAGAAACAAUUAACAAACUCGGCUACAACCCUAAUGAUCCUUCCUCAGCUCCCCCCUCUUCCAGUGUCAAUGUCAAAAAGCUGGCCACUGCUUCUACUUCGUCAUCUACAUCUAACGCUUCCUCUGGAUUCAGCACCACCCCAUCUACUACAAAGGAGGAAGCCCCCAAGCCUAUCAAGCUUGGCUUUGGCCAAGUAUCUAUCCCCAACUCGGGUGCAUCCAAGUCUUCCAGUGCAUCUUCCACGCGCCGCUCAACUCCAGUGCCUGCAUCAGACGGUUCUGUGGUGGCCAAGUUUGGUGGCCAAAAGGCCAUUUCAUCAGACCAAAUGUUUGGUCGCAACAAUUACGAUCCUGCGGCUGCUGCUGAGGCUCGCACGCGGUUGUCUGCAUUUGGCGGCGCAACUUCUAUCUCUUCUUCCAGCUACUUUGGUGAAGAUGAAAACGCCGAAGGGUCUAAUAACAGAUCAGGUGGUGAUGUGUCACUUGAAAGCAUGGCCCAGGACAUUGCAGGCCGUGUUCGUGGAAUUGCUGGUGAAGAUAUGAGUGCGCUGAGAGAUGCAUUGGAACAAGGUGCCACUAAGCUUGGUGGAUUUAUGCGUGAUUAUCUGCGUUAG
Molecule: messenger RNA, 1428 nt
Organism: Magnusiomyces paraingens
Lineage: Eukaryota; Fungi; Ascomycota; Dipodascomycetes; Dipodascales; Dipodascaceae
Exons: 1
Coding region: 1-1428 (475 amino acids)
Biological process (GO): COPI coating of Golgi vesicle
Molecular function (GO): GTPase activator activity
Source: RefSeq, a predicted model, not a curated record